Opisthorchis viverrini is the source of this 916-nucleotide messenger RNA. RefSeq lists its product as hypothetical. The record is from RefSeq and is a predicted model, not a curated record. The transcript has 2 exons. The coding region runs from base 91 to 795 and encodes 234 amino acids. NCBI's taxonomy places the organism in Eukaryota, Metazoa, Platyhelminthes, Trematoda, Opisthorchiida, Opisthorchiidae.
CCACGUGACUUUGUUCGAACCACAAGGUCGGUCGAUAAGACAUCGUGUAAAUCAUUCAACCCGUUGCAGACUACAGAUGGGAAUGAGCUGAUGGACAAUCCACAGGAAGAUUUAGUGAAACUGGAUUCCGAAAGGUCAGAUGAACCGUGCGAACACAGUCAGGUUUCCAACAUCUCACAUUUUGAACAAAAGGCUCGCAAAACGUUGUAUGAUGUGUCUGCAGCCGAAGAUGAACACCGUGAUCUGCUAUAUUCCAUUUUCAAUCUGGGCAUUCUGACCGAACCAGACACAAAGAAAAUUCGCAUUUGUCACGAACGACUGGUAAACCGGAUUCGUCGGGCAAUCUUGAACCCUCUGCUGGAGGAGAAAAAGGAACUCAUGAAAGCCAAACUUCGAGCAUAUUGUGAAGAGUUUAUCCAAAUCGUUGACGAACGUGUACUCCCAUUCUACUGGGUCUCAGUGUUUGUGAAGGGAAAUCUACUGCGCAUGAAAGCGGACUUUUUGCGAUACCUGUUUGAAAUACACCCCGAGAACGGAAUUUAUCAAGUGCGUGCUCACAAUGCUUACACAGAGGCUAAAGCCUUCUUUGCGGAACAUCGAAUGAACAAAUCGCUGGAAUGGUGUCGACUGAAGUUAAACUAUGCUACUCUACUCUAUUUGGAUGGAUUCCCCACUGCAGCCAUGUUCAGUUGUCAGCAGUUGUUGAAAUCGGCAAAGUCGAAAGUGUACGAUGCGCGAUUCGAACGAAGAGUUCGGAAGAAUGUUGAUUUCUUCAAAAGGAAUGCUUUGAGUUGAGGGUUUCUGGUCGUUCUGUACUACAAAAUAUGGAUGAACUUUUAUGGUGCACUGCUUCCGGUCAAAUGAAAUUUUGGUUUGCAUGGAAGUUUGUUGGUUUUAGUCAAUAAAUGAAGGAGUU